AUGCCUUCCCAAUUCAGGCCAACAGCAGAGCAGAUGGGUACUCCGCUACAACAGCAGCGUCUGGCUCGUCAACCACAAACCGAAGCUCCACCCCAUCCAGACCCAACUCCUCGCCCGUCAUGGGAGACACUUUGGACCCAGCCAAUACGGUCUGCCGCAGGAUAUCCAGAUACGCAAGCCGAGCAAUCUCCGCCAACCCAAACGCCACCAUCUCUGCUGAAUCUACCGCGACCUGUCGAGGUCGAUGCACUGCAAGCCCGUCCUCACGCCCAUCCGCGAUCCUCAUCCACGUUGACGACUUCGACGCUCGCCAAGGCUCUUGGCUGGGUACCUGGUAGCUACCUCGUGGCCUGCGACUUCACAUCCAGCGCUCGUCAGAUACGCUCUUUCGCAUACCCAACGUUCAUACCAUCAGUAUCACGGUCUCUUCCAGAAUCGUCCCCAGCUGCUGCCCACGAAGCUCACGAUAUCUCGUCCGCAAUGUCGAUCGAGGCACACCCGUAUAGUCACUCCCAGCAACCACGCACAUCUGCGACCAAUUCUCCUCAAUCCUUGAGCCCCGACACCGUCAUUUCCGAACCCAACUCCCAUACGGAGCAUCGAUCGCAGAAGGAGCAGACAGUUCCAAAUUGUGCCGUCCCAGGCGUGAGUCGCUCCAAGGAUGACAACGGCCGUGGACAUGAUGGUAAGGGCAUCCCUCCAAGCUCGCUUCCUUUUGAUUGUAGCCGGCGAAAGUUAACAUCUCGUCGACGGAGCACCCCGCCGCACACGAGGAAAAGCGAGCAUCAUUCCUCAGCGCCCUUGAUCGCGAACGUGCGUGGCAUGAGAGAGUUGCUUGGGGUCAGUAUCACGCGGAAGCUGUAUCACCGUCAGAUUGGGCAAGUAGGAGGACGUAUCGAGAACAUCAAACCUUCUCCAAGUCUCUUCAAGCCUUCAAACGGCGAGAAAUUGCACCAAACCCCUUCAUUCAACCAUUCAGACUUAUCGCUUUCAUCAGCAACCGACCGGAGGAGAAUCUGUCCUCGGAAAGCGAUGUCGACUGCUCACCGAUCCAGUCAAUCACCACCUACAGUGUCACAAUUCCCAGCAUCAGCGAUCAUGAGUGUCUCCGUUGGACCAUUCGUUUCAUCGUCCAACUUCAGCGGCGGUCCGAUCGAUGCCUCAUCAUGUCUCUCGAGUGCAAUCAUUCUCGUGGAUUGUCAACCCCUCCAGAAACGGAGCUUUGUCGAUGCGAAUUCCAGUUCGAAUCGACAUAUCCCCAGAGACUACGAGUGA
Messenger RNA from Zasmidium cellare ATCC 36951, 1275 nucleotides. RefSeq lists its product as uncharacterized. Bases 1 to 1275 code for a protein of 424 amino acids. The record is from RefSeq and is a predicted model, not a curated record. Lineage: Eukaryota; Fungi; Ascomycota; Dothideomycetes; Mycosphaerellales; Mycosphaerellaceae. The transcript is spliced from 3 exons.